UCUGCAGUCAGUGUGAGCGGAGCAUCUGGAGGAGAGCUGGCCGGCUGGGGAGGUGGUGGAGGACGGGGAGAGCGAAGCAGAAGGAGGAUCCGGGAGUCAGCGAAAACAUAAAGGGGUCAGGUCUGGAACUUGGCGAAGCGGUCACUCAUUUGGAGAUGCCAUCCAACACAGUCACCUCCGCCCCUGUUUUCAAGAGCUCCGACUUCAACUGUGACACGAACGGAAAUCAAAUGAAUGAGAGCUCAAGAAUGGACACCAUGAUUAUUGACGAGAUGCCUUCACUCUGCGCUCCUGUCCGCAAGGUUGGACGGCCUGGCCGUAAGCGCAAGCACCUCCCCGUGGAGUGUUCACACGGGACAGUGAAUCAGCUGAUGGGCGGGGCUAAGCUGCACAAAGGGGCGGAGCUCCAGUCAUCUUUGCAGUCUCAGAAUGGAGAUGUUGAGAGGCAUGAGAACAAAUCGUGUGAAGGUCGCCACCCCACGUUGGACAAGAAUGCUGCGGAAAACGGGCUCCCACGCCAGUCGGGCUGUCGGGCUGAGUCCUCCUCUGAUUCAAGCCUGAGCCCAUCCCUGGAGAACGGAUUUGUCGCCAGCCAGGACUCGGAGAAGUACGAAGAGGAGACACUGCCAACUCUGCCUCGCAAGAAAAGAGGGAGACGGAAACUGGAGCGGCCCACUAAAUACGUGGAGCACAAGGAAGACGAGGGUGGGGACUCUGCAAAGAAUGAGGGAGCUCGCGGGAGGCUCCGUGGGGGUGUGGGCUGGGAAGUCAGCCUCCGUCAAAGACCCAUGCCCAGAGUAACCUUCCAGGCCGGUGACCCUUAUUACAUUAGCAAGAGGACCAGGGAGGAGUUGCUGGCAAAGUGGAAGUUCGAGUUCCCUACGUUGCAGGCAGAGAAGAAGGCGAAACUGGUGUCUGCGAUGAACUCAAUGGAGGACCAUGGCGAGGUAGAGACGGAGCCCCGAAAAGACAGCUCCAUAAUCACCGUCCCACUGCAUUUUGCUCCACCAAUGCCGCCAACGCAGCAGCAACCGAUACAGCCUCAAGCUCAACCUCAGACCAACAUCAAACCCCAGCCUUCUCCUCAGAAGCAACCUCCACCAUUCCAACAGCAGCAGCAGCAGCCUACAGAUCCAGCCUCUCCAACUGUUGCCACCACCCCAGAGCCCGUUUCUAUAGGGGAUGGAGACAAGACCUUAUCCAAGUCCGCUGACACAGAGUCCGAGUACGAGGAUGGCCGAGGUUUCGGCAUUGGUGAGCUUGUGUGGGGAAAGUUACGAGGUUUCUCCUGGUGGCCUGGACGGAUUGUAUCCUGGUUGAUGACUGGACGUAGCCGGGCGGCUGAAGGCACCAGAUGGGUCAUGUGGUUUGGUGACAGCAAGUUUUCUGUGGUCUGUGUUGAGAAACUGUUGCCUUUGAGUUCCUUCACCAACGCCUUUCACCAGCCAACCUACAAUAAACAACCAAUGUAUAAGAAAGCCAUUUUUGAGGUGCUACAGGCAGCCAGCACUAGAGCAGGCAAAACCUUCCUCGCAUGCCCGGAGAGUGACGAUACUGACACUUCUAAGUCAGUAGACAUGCAAAACAAACAGAUGAUUGAAUGGGCCAUGACGGGAUUUCAACCCACAGGACCUAAAGGUUUAGAGCCACCUGAAGAGGAGCGUAACCCCUACAAGGAAGUGUACCCAGAGAUGUGGGUGGAGCCAGAGGCGGCGGCCUAUACGCCCCCACCAGCAAAAAAGCCCCGCAAAAGCACAGCCACAGAGAAACCCAAGGUCAAAGACAUCAUCGACGAGCGAACUCGAGAGAGGCUUGUAUUUGAAGUUCGUCAAAAAUGUAAAAACAUUGAAGACAUCUGCAUGUCCUGUGGCAGCCUUAAUGUCUCCCUGGAGCACCCGCUCUUUAUUGGCGGAAUGUGCCAAAGCUGUAAGAACUGCUUCCUAGAAUGUGCGUAUCAAUACGAUGACGAUGGCUACCAGUCGUAUUGCACUAUCUGCUGUGGAGGGAGGGAAGUGCUCAUGUGCGGAAACAAUAACUGUUGCAGGUGUUUCUGUGUUGAAUGUGUGGAUCUGUUGGUGGGGCCCGGCGCGGCGCAGACAGCUAUUAAAGAAGACCCGUGGAAUUGCUAUAUGUGUGGGCCGAAGGCUCAGUAUGGGCUGUUGGAGCGCCGGGCAGAUUGGACUUGCAGACUGCAGCACUUCUUUGCCAACAAUCAUGACCAGGACUUUGAACCACCAAAGCUCUACCCUUCGGUUUUGGCAGAGAACAGAAAACCGAUUCGUGUCCUGUCACUUUUUGAUGGGAUCGCAACAGGGCUACUGGUUUUGAAGGAGCUGGGUAUCCAGGUGGAGCGUUACGUGGCCUCAGAAGUGUGCGAGGACUCCAUCACCGUGGGCCACGUUCGGCACCUGGGACGCAUCAUGUACGUGGGUGACGUGAGAAACGUCACCCAUAAACACAUCCAUGAAUGGGGUCCGUUUGAUCUUGUCAUAGGUGGAAGCCCAUGCAAUGACCUGUCCAUCGUGAAUCCAGCUAGAAAAGGUCUCUUUGAGGGCACGGGUCGGCUCUUCUUCGAGUUUUACCGGCUGUUACAUGAGGCCCGACCGAAAGAGGGAGACAACCGGCCGUUCUUCUGGCUCUUUGAGAAUGUGGUGGCCAUGGGCGUCAGCGACAAGAGGGACAUCUCACGCUUUUUAGAGUGCAACCCAGUGAUGAUCGAUGCUAAGGAGGUGUCUGCUGCCCACAGAGCUCGCUACUUUUGGGGCAACCUGCCUGGCAUGAACAGACCGUUGUCCGCCAUGUGCACUGAUAAACUGGACCUUCAAGGCUGUCUGGAGCAUGGCAGGACAGCUAAGUUUGAUAAAGUGCGGACCAUCACCACACGGUCUAAUUCCAUAAAGCAGGGCAAAGACCAGCACUUCCCUGUAUACAUGAAUGACAAAGAGGACAUCUUAUGGUGCACUGAGAUGGAGAGGGUGUUCGGCUUCCCUGUCCAUUACACAGACGUGUCAAACAUGAGUCGUCUGGCCAGGCAGAGGCUGCUGGGAAGGUCUUGGAGCGUCCCGGUCAUCCGUCACUUGUUUGCACCACUCAAAGAGUACUUUGCCUGCGUCUGAACUCAAACCCAGUACAGAUGAGAAAAAUCGAAACCGAUGUAAUACCAAGAGCUUCACAACCGAGCUCUCGUAUGUUAUUUGCAAGUUCGACAUAAAAAAAAACGAAAAAAAAGAAAGAAGGUAUUUCAUGUUUUGUUUUGGGUUUUUUCUUCUGGUUUGGAAUUAAUUGACUCUUUUUUUUAUUCUAUUUAAUUUUUUUAUUAUUAUCCAUUUUACUUUUUAGCAGUGUUAUCCAGUAUUUGAAUUGAUUUAUGUGUGCAAGCUAUACUUGAGGCACAGCCUCCUUUUAAGGCACUGAGAGACGGUUACAAUUCGAGGCAGAAACGAGGAAUCUGAUGAGACGGAAAUAGCAUUUAAUCAUUUCGACUCUUGAGUUUUUCGACUAUCGACUAAUUCUCACGGUGCGCGUCUUUCCACUCCUCCAGCGUCUGAGCCUUGGUGAGAGCGGGAAAAAGACUUCCUUUCAGUGUCAGGGGAGCUUUGUCUUAACCAAUCCAAAACACCAGAUCACGAAUACCUCUUUGUUUACAGUUUCUAUAUACACAACUGAAGGUAAUAAAGGUACUACUGUAAUAGGUGACAAUAUGGUGCUUCAAGGUGGUGAAAAACAUUGCAACUCAUGUGGUGCUACUAUUUAAACAAGAUCAUGGGGUCGUGUUUUGUAGUGUCGCCAGGUUAAACGAAUGACUGAAACUUAACAAACAGAUCAAGCCAGGUCUGCCACAUCUCAUUUUUAUAUCUUUUACAGCCAUUUUGUACAAUAUUCUCUGGUGCUCUUUUCAGAAACAAUCAAACAAACAAACAAAAAAAACAAAAACACCUCAGCCUUUCAAUCUUUGAGGUCUGCUUCCUUCAGUAUGCAUGGAAACAGCCACAUGGGCGGUGAUGUUUUUGUCAUCUAUACCUUGAAAUCAAAGGCUGCGGUGAGCUACUUUUUUUCUAGUGUCACCCAGACCAGAAUCAUUACUGUACAACUCUUGGCGUGCGUGGCGGCCACAGGGAGGAUGGUGUCGGUCCUUUGUCGGCCAGGUGAACCUUCGACCUUCAACUGCGGUGCCCGCACGCUAUUCUCAGUCAGGUGCAUAUCUUUAAAGGUGCGGCUUCACAAUGUUCUUCUACCUUUUUAUAGCAAUUUUUUGUGCUGUUACCAACAAUAUCGAGCACUUUUGUAUAUGUAUACUUCUUUAUUUCUUUGAUAUUUUUUUUUAAUCUUUCUCCUUGAUUCUUGUGAAAUGUCCUUUUUUUUUGGUUCUGUUAAAUGAUGUGAAACUCUUGCCGUUAUAUAAGGUAAUACUUUGUUGUGUACAGUAGGGCUGUGCCAAUAGAUGUGAACGAAUGAGCUAGGAUAGAAUAAAUGCAUCUGUCGUGCCGAAUUCGAUUAGCACCCCUCUCGUGUUUUCACGUGCUACGGAGUCGCUUUAUCAUAACUCGCGUCGAGAAAGUGUCUGCUCACAGUUCUUAUUGCUAUAUAAUCCCAAAGUGAGUGUGUUUGUUAAAUAUCCCUGUAGGAAAAGUAGUCGGAUGGGGUGUCUGCGUAUGACAUCGCACGGUCGUUAACUACGUCUGGUCCCUAGCGUAGAUCUGAAAACAUUAUUAUGUUUGCAAAUGGUGAAUGUUGACCAUGUCAAUAAUUUAGUUAUCACACAAGCUAUAUAGGCUAAAUUUGUUUAGAAACUGGCUCUAAUGAAAUCCUUGUUAGGCUCUUUUUUCAUUUAAGGCAUUGCACUGCUUACAUACCUUAACAUUUGUCAUGUUCAGCAAAGUUUCUUCUUUUAUUUUCCAAAUUUUAUCGAUGCCCAGAUUUUUUUUCUUUUUGUACAUUUUGUACAUAUAAAUUGUCUGUUGCUUUUUUUUUUUAAAGAACUAUGAGAUGUACAAAUAUAAUUAUUUGCUAAUAUAUAUCAUAGAAUCAAAACGGCACUAAAAUUGCAAGAGGGGGGUAAUUGACAAAAUGGCAACAGGCUAAUUGACAUAAGCUAUAAAGCAACAGGGUGUAUUUUGUAAUUCAUAUUUAUAUGUGUCGAACGGGGGAUAAAAUUAAAGAAUGAGUUCGCUAAGUGAUUUUAACUGUCCCAUCUUUACUGCACAGCCCUACAUACAAAAGUGUGUCUCAAUUAGCUUUUUAAUAUUUUCUUUUUAAGUACUAAGAGAGGGAUUGUAGGUGUUUCCUAAGGUGCUAAACAUUUUAUCUAAUUGAGAAAAAUAUAUUAUUUGGAAAAGAAUUGAACUUGUCUUGAUAAUGAUUGUUUUUCUCCGUUUGUUUCUUGUAGUAUUGGAGAAGCACUAUUAUUUUACUCUCUCAUAUAAAGAUAUUAACAAAGGCAUUUUAACUUUGUACUUGAAAAAAUGAUAAAUGAUGAAAGAUUCUUAUAUUGUUUUAGAAUAGACAUUGCUGUAGUUGGUGCUUAUCUGUGGGAAAUCAUGUACUCAUAAUGGGAAAUAAAAAAAAAAUUGUAAUAAAUUUUGCUGUUAACAUGUACUUGCUUAAUAUCCAGGCAGAAUUGCUUCUAAGUCCUACAUUCCAUGCCAUAUAUCCAGCCCUCCAUCCUUCUUUUGUUUCAAAGUUUUUUGUUUUGUUUCAUUUUCAAUUUUUAUUUCUUCUCUGUUUUGUUCAAUUUAAUUUGCUUAAAUGGCUGUAACAGCCUCUUGUUUGCUCUCCUAACAGGUUUUCUGUAUAUCUCAGUGACACUGUUGAUAUUUGUGACCUCUGUUGUAUCAUAUAAACUUUUUUCAGACCUUCUCUUCUUUUGCAAUCAGCUCAUACAGCAAAUGUAGCAAUCAUUCGCCACCUAUCCCUCUUUCUUUCGUUAUGUGCCCAGAACGAAGAAAAAAAGGCUCCUUAUGUACUUGUGCUGGAGAACACUUGAAUAAAUGUAUUGUUUUUUGUGAAAAA
This is a messenger RNA of Pimephales promelas (fathead minnow), 6009 nucleotides long. NCBI's taxonomy places the organism in Eukaryota, Metazoa, Chordata, Actinopteri, Cypriniformes, Leuciscidae. The record is from RefSeq and is a predicted model, not a curated record.